Molecule: messenger RNA, 1775 nt
Organism: Thermothelomyces thermophilus ATCC 42464
Lineage: Eukaryota; Fungi; Ascomycota; Sordariomycetes; Sordariales; Chaetomiaceae
Product: MFS sugar transporter-like protein
Exons: 4
Coding region: 1-1704 (567 amino acids)
Biological process (GO): carbohydrate transport; transmembrane transport
Cellular component (GO): membrane
Molecular function (GO): carbohydrate:proton symporter activity
Source: RefSeq, a predicted model, not a curated record
AUGCUCGGGAGGAAAUCCAUACGCAUCAAUGGCGCCGACUGCGGCGUCGAGGCUCUCAUCCUCGGCGCCAUCACGGCGAUAGGCGGCUUCCUCUUCGGCUACGACACCGGCCAGAUCUCGGGCAUGCUGAUCUUCGAGGACUUCAAGGACCGCUUCGGCCAGGAGGAUACGCCCGAGGGGAGAGACUUUAUCCCCAUCAUCGAGUCGCUCGUCGUGUCGCUGAUGAGCAUCGGGACUCUCUGCGGAGCUCUCACGGCCUCCUACACGGCGGACUGGUGGGGCCGCAGAAAGAGCCUCACAUUUGGCGUCUGCGUCUUCAUCGUCGGGUGCGUCAUCCAGCUGACGGCGGUGAGCUCGUGGGUGCACCUCAUGAUGGGCCGGUUCACGGCCGGGCUGGGGAUCGGCAACCUGUCGGUCGGGGUGCCCAUGUUCCAGUCCGAGUGCUCGCCGCGCGAGAUCCGCGGCGGCGUGGUGGCGUCGUACCAGCUGCUCAUCACGCUGGGCAUCCUGGUGGCCAACUGCGUCAACUACGGCGUGCGCGAGAUCGAGGACUCGCCCGCGUCCUGGCGCGUCGUCGUCGGCCUGGGCAUCGCCUUCUCGGCGCCCCUCGGCCUCGGCGUCCUGCUGGUGCCCGAGUCGCCGCGCUGGCUGGCCGCCCGGUCCGACUGGGACGGCGCCCGGGUGUCCAUGGCCCGCCUGCGCGGGCUCAAGCACGAGCCGCAUCACCCCCUGGUCGAGGACGACAUGCGCGAGAUGCGCGGCAUCCUCGAGAAGGAGCGCGCCGUCGGCGUCGGCGGCUGGUCCGAGUGCUUCGUCCCGCGACGGAACGGCGUGCCCAGGCAGGUCUACCGCACCAUCCUCGGCGUCGCCAUCCACUUCCUGCAGCAGUGGACCGGCGUCAACUACUUCUUCUACUACGGCGCCACCAUCUUCGAGAGCGCCGGCAUCGACGACCCCAUCCGCACCCAGCUGAUCCUCGGCGCCAUCAACGUCGGCAUGACCUUCUUCGGCCUCUACAUCGUCGAGCGCUUCGGCCGCCGCUGGCCCCUCAUCAUCGGCGCCGCCUGGCAGGCCGCCUGGAUGGCCGUCUUCGCCGCCGUCGGCACCGCCCUCGACCCGGUCGACAACAGCACCUCGGGCAUCGUCAUGAUCGUGGCCGCCGCCAUGUUCAUCGCCUCCUUCGCCAUGACCUGGGGCCCCAUCUGCUGGGUCGUCAUCGGCGAGACCUUCCCGCUGCGCACCCGCGCCAAGCAGGCCUCCAUCGCCACCGCCAGCAACUGGUUGGGCAACUUCAUGAUCUCGUUCCUCACGCCGCUCGCGACCUCGGGCAUCUCGUACGCCUACGGCUUCGUCUUCGUCGGCACCAACAUCGCCGGCGCCCUGGUCGUCUACUUCUUCCUGUACGAGUCCGUCUCGCUCUCGCUCGAGAAUGUCGAUGCCAUGUACGCCCAGCCCCUCGUCCGGCCCUGGACUAGCCACAAGUGGCUGCCCGAGGGCUACUUCACCCGCAUGCGCCGCGACGAGGACUUCUUCAAGGCCCGCAGCCAGGAACCCGGCAGCGGUACCAGGCACACCGAGAACGUCAGUGACCGGGGAGCGGGGGCAGGAGCCGGUGGUCUGGAAAAGCAGUCGAGGCCUGGGUGGGCAGAGACCGAGAAUACCACAGGCGGAAACAACAACGAGAAGAUCAACAGGGUCGUCUAAUUAGUACUGUGUUUUGUGUCAGCAUGCUCCUUUCUUUUUUUUCAUUGGAAUCUUGGGUUUCUCGGUUAGGU